AUGGACUGUGGGCAAAAGAAUAAGGGGCCUCGGGCCUGCGUCACUUGCGCCAAGGCGAAGGCGAGAUGUAUCUCGGGACCAAAAGGGAGCAACAAAUGUGAACGGUGCCACCGGCUCCGGAAGCCCUGCGGCUCGCAGACUCCUGCGCCUCCGAGACCGAAGAAGGACGCAAGACCGACAAAGGUUGCGGAGCUCGAGAAGAGGCUGAACGAGUUGACGACACAGCUGGGUGCUACCCAGGGCAAUGCCAGUGCCACUUCCCCACCCACCGCGGUCGGCAGCGCCGACUCUCCGCUCCCGCCCAGCAACAGCAUCAAACCGGCAUCGGCCAAGAUUCCCAUUAAUUGUGACCACCUCUUCCCGCCAGACGACGUGCUAGCGGGCGAUGACGCGGAGACCGGCGCCUCCGUUCCACUCCCGACGCCGGGCUCUUCGACGGCGGACGACCACCCCACUGUCAGCAGCCGCGGUUGGAGCCAGUCCGACGUGCGCGGCGAGUCACCCUGGCCGCUGAACAACGAGCAAAGUAUCAUCCUGCAGACGUUCGUGGACGAAAUGCAGCCUUUGUACCCGUUCGUAAUUGUGCCGCCGAACAUGGGCCCAGCGCAGCUCGCCGCUGAGAGGCCGUAUCUGUGGAAGGGGAUCCAGAUGAUGGCGUGCCACCUGGAUGCGGCGAAGCAAGUGAGGCUGGGGAACGAACUGCUGCAGGACAUCGUGCAGGCGGCAUUUAUGAAACCCGUGAAGAGUCUGGACGUGCUCCAGGGGCUGCAACUCCUAAUUGCAUGGUACAACUACAACAUCAACAGUUAUCAGCUUACAAACCUUCUGUUCUUGGCGAGGUCCAUGUGCAUCAGCUUGGGCUCCAAGGACAACCCUAUCAAGCUCAAGCGACGGGGGAAAGGGAACUGCUACAUGGGCGACAUAAGCGUGCAGAACCAAGAUGUCGACUCAAAGGCGGAGCCACAGACCAGGGAGUCGGCGUCGGCGCGGCUGGAGCUGAUGAGAGCCUUUGUUGGCUGCUACUACCUCAACACGCUCGUCUUCACAACGAACAAGCGGCCGGACGCGUUUAUGAACUCGGCCCAUCUCGAGUCGUGCUGCCGGCAGAUCGAAGAAGCUGGGGAGUACCCCACUGACCAGCUCCUGGUGCAGCUGUUCAAGAUCCAGCAGCUCACUCAGGCCAUCUCCCUUACGCUGGGGGCUGAGAGCAAGAGUUUCCAGUCGCAGCAGCUGCCGCUGACCAUGGCCGUCCAAUCGUUCCAGCAGCAGCUCGACAUCUUCAAGUCGUCGCUCCCGGCGCAUCUCAAAGACAACCUUGUUCUCCUCACGCACGUCAGCAUCGCUGAGAUCCUCCUCUACGAGAUCGGCAUACCCGAGUGCCAGGGUUCGGCGUCCUUCAUCUCGCUGACGGAACGCCUCGAGCUCCUCUGGCGCUGCUGCGGCGCCGCAAAGACGUUCCUCGACCUUCGCUUCCCGCGCAACAACCUGAGCGUCCAGCCGCUCGUCAUAUGUCUCAGCGCCUCCGAUUUCAUCUACGUCUUCAUUUUGUGCCUGAAGCUCAUGACUCUCGAGGUGCCCGGAUGGGAUCUGCAGCUGAUCAAGAAGCACUUGGACCUCGCGGGGGUAGUAGAUGGCUACGUCGCACUUCUCGACAUUUAUGUGGCGCACCGAAACAAGCGACCCGCAGGUGCCGUAGGGACGGACCCGGCCGUGUUGUCGACGGACGUCCCCGGCCAGAACGUCGUCGACCCGUUCAUCCGGCUGACAUGCAUGCUGCGGUACUUCAAGGAGCUGAUCCGGGGCGAGCUGAGCGGGUCCCGGUCGCAGCUCACCACCCAGGGCCCAAUGCAGCUGCCGGCAAGCCUGUCUGACAGCACGCAGGCCAUGAUCUGGGACCUGGACGCUGACUUUUGGAGCGGGAUGCCGGACGACGAGCUCGGAAAGUGGGACGUCGGGGCCGUGUUUCCUGCCAUGGACUGGACUGCCACCUGA
This is a messenger RNA of Colletotrichum graminicola M1.001, 1992 nucleotides long. RefSeq lists its product as uncharacterized. The transcript has 5 exons. Gene Ontology annotation, molecular function: zinc ion binding; DNA-binding transcription factor activity, RNA polymerase II-specific; transcription cis-regulatory region binding. Gene Ontology annotation, cellular component: nucleus. Bases 1 to 1992 code for a protein of 663 amino acids. NCBI's taxonomy places the organism in Eukaryota, Fungi, Ascomycota, Sordariomycetes, Glomerellales, Glomerellaceae. The record is from RefSeq and is a predicted model, not a curated record. Gene Ontology annotation, biological process: regulation of DNA-templated transcription.